AUGGCCCAUCUUGUAGAAGAAGCUGUAAUAAAGCAUGCAGAUAUGGCUGAAGAAAUGCAACAACAUGCAGUGGACUGUGCAGCAUAUGCAUUCAAAGAGAAACGUUAUUUAAAGGAUGUAGCAUCAAUAAUCAAAAAUGAAUUUGACGUAAUGUAUAACCCAACCUGGCACUGAAUUGUCGGAAGAUCUUUCGGCUCAGAAGUGACGCAUACCCUAAAGCACUUUGUAUAUUUUUAUUGGGGAGAAGUAGGAGUUUUAUUGUUCAAGACAGGAUAA
Moneuplotes crassus is the source of this 276-nucleotide messenger RNA. Lineage: Eukaryota; Ciliophora; Spirotrichea; Euplotida; Euplotidae. The record is from the annotation of a GenBank genome assembly.